AUGGCGUACUAAAAUCAGAUUCAAUAGUAAUACAUCCCGCAUUAGCCUCAGAAAACUUAAACUAAAUUCAUUCCUCAGUUCGACACCUCUUAAUAUAAUACGUGUAACAUUCAAAUAGUCCUCAUAAUUUAUGUUUUAGUCAACCAAGUAGGGAACAAUUUGGAAAACUUGAAGGAAAAAAUGAAGAACAAUCAAUUCGAGGAGUACUAGCGUAAUUUCGAUAAUCUUCCCGAAACAAUCGAGAAAUAUAUCUAGAGCAGUGGUGCAUAUCAUCUCAAUAAUGGAGGCUCGGGUGGAUAUUUAGAGAAUUGCGAAGAUGAAGAUGAUGGAAUGGACGAGGAUGAUGAAGGCAACUAUGAAGAUGAAGAUGAUUAUAACCAGGAGACUGAAGAGAAUUAUAUAGAUAAUGAUGACUACGAUGGGCAAUAGGAUGAAGAGGAAGAUGGAGACUAUGAUGAAGAUUGCUAAGAUAAUAUUGAUAGCUGCGAAAUGGACACUCAAGACCAAAGUUCUAUUGGUCAGAAAAAUCUCCCAAAUAUCUAUUAUGGCACUGAUACUGACGAUGAACUUGAUCCUUAGAUAUAAAGCCAAUAAGUAUAACAGCAACUCUAUUAAAAUGUUUAAAUGGAUCAUAAUGAUUUAAGAUCUGUUCAAAUGAAUGGGAAUAUGGCGAAUUAGAACAUCAGAACCAAGAUUAUUUUGAAUACUGAUAUAUGCUAAGAUGAUUUCUAAAAUUUCCUUGCAAGAUGUUCUCUGCCAUUACCAAAUAAAUUGUCCUAAAAAUUCCAAAGAAUUUCAAAAGAGUUCAAUAACAAUAUUACUUACAUCAUGAACUACGUGUAUAACUUGCUUCAAUAAACACCAUAACCCCUUGUAACUUCCAAUUUGGUUUAGACGACUCAAAUAAAUGCAACUAAUGCCCAGUUGCUAGAAAAUGCUUAAACUGAUAAAUCAAGAUAGCAGACCAAAUACGAAAACUUAGUUCAAUAGUCGAAAGAAUUAUGCAAGAAAUAUGUUGGUCCUCACUCAGUUCUGCAAGUUUUCUUAGAGAAAAUAAUAGACUGCAUUGGCUAAAUCGCCCUGCAAAUAAAGAAAAUGGCAAAGAAUGAUUUAAAACUAUGGCAAGAAAAAGUAAUUAAAAUGAAUUUAUAGAGAAGCAGUUCGGCUGAUAGUGGAUUACUAAUAACUACUACAAACAAUCCGCAAAUAUGCAAAUAAAAACCACAGCAGCAUGAGGAUAUUUUAGAAGUGCAGAUUAAAUUCAAACCUCUAGUCAAGAACAUUGAAGCCUACAUGAAGUUCCUUCAAGAGAUCUAAAGUAAGUACAUAUUCAUAAUGAAGGACUGCGCAAAAGUUGUGUCUAAAUAAUUUACUAACAUGACAUCAGUUAUAAUUGAGGGCAAUUCUUAUGAAUUCCCAAGUGAUGAGCUGCAUAAAGCUAUCAUUAAUAAGCUAAUUCUAAAUGAUCAGCAGCAUUUCAAGCAUUUCUUCGCUCACAUAAAAAAGUAAUUCAAGAGAGAUGAAGCCAUUAUUUAGGAGAAAUAUCCAGAUUUCUUCAAAGUGAUUUAGACCUUUAUGAGCUAGGUAGAACAAGAUACCACAAAGACUGUGAGUAUAGACUAAUAUAUGAGAGAUCUGAGAAAGCAUGCUCUGCAAGAAUAUGAAAAGCUCUUUGAAAAGGAGUAGACAACAAAUCAAAACUCAGACUCAAAGUCAAAGAGAAAGAAGAAGAGAGAUCGCUAGAAGAAGGCUCAGGCAGCACUUGCAUUAAGUCAAUAAUUUGUGUUUUAGAAUCAAUAAUAAAAUCAAUAGCCUAACAUGAAUAGGCUCUAGCAAUAAUAACAGUAAUAGCAGCAGCAGCAUGAUCAAUAGCAAUAUGCUUCUUACUAACUUCAACAGCAACUUCAAUAAUAAAAUUUUACUCCCGAAUAAAUCAAGCAAUUUCAAUAAAACCUUCAAUACUAGUAGUAGUAAACUUUUACACCUAAUAUGUAGGCUGCUCAAAAAUAGCUAGCCCAAUAAUAGCAAUAGUAACUGACUCAACAACAGUAAUGGCAAUAUGCAAACUACUAAUAAUAGAAGUAACAACAGAUUCAAAAGUAAUAGCAGCUUUAGAAUCUACAAAACAAUAGUAACAGCUAAAGUCCUUAAUUUCAAUAGCAACUAUAGCAGUAGCAGCUUCAAUUUAAUGCUUAAGGCCAGGAGAUUUAUGGAAAAAAGAAAAGAAACAAAAAGAAGAAAAACAAAGAGGUUAAACUUACCUCAGCUGAAAUUAAUCACAUGAAUGUUGAUGAAUGGUGCCAGUACAUCGAAAAUGUAAAUGACCAAAACUAGCAAAACAAUAACAAUGCUAAUAUAUCUAUUGGAUCAGGAGGCAAUAUUAAUAAAAGUCUAAACAAGUCUAAUAAAAAGGCUAUGUAGGAGCUUUAAUAAUUAAGCAUUGAGCAACUAAACUAGCUGUAAAAAGCAAGAGUGAUGCAUAAUUAUUAGAUUUAAAAGCAAAUCAGUGGAAAUAAUGCAGCAGCAAGGUUUGAUUUCAACAUCAAUUAAAUAGCAGCCUAGGAAUAUAUUUUCUCAGAAAAGAGUAUUUGUAACUAAUGCAAUGGAUAUGUCAAUGAAAAGGGACAAUACAUUCACGAAGAGAUAUGUGCUAUGGCAUUUGCAUAUGUAACAGGCCUCGAUGCCUAUGAUACUCAGAUAAAUCUUGGCAAUCAAACAAGUAAUAGUAGUAGGUUUUUCUAAGAUGAAGACUUUGACUUAAGCGAGCAAGAAGUUGAAAAAUAAAUCGAAGAAUUCAGGUUAAGACUUGAAAGUUAAAUCAAGAAUCAUCAGGGAAAGAGAAAAAUGAAGCCAAAUAUUUCAAUUGAUUGGAUUACCUCUCUUAGGCAAAGACUUAAGAGUGGUUCAACCUAAGAAAAUAGCAGCAAUGAAAGAGUUGAAAAAUCUCCUUAAAAAUCCAACUCCUAAGAGAAGAGCAGUACUUAAACUUCUACUGCUGCAAGUGGGAAUCAAACUCAAUCAUCAAAGUCCUAAACAAAGGAAUUGCCAAAGUCAAAUAGAGCUAGCUACAAAAGAGGUAAGAAAUCCUCUUAAGGUCAAAGCAGUAAUGGGGCAAGGCAGUGA
This is a messenger RNA of Stylonychia lemnae, 3123 nucleotides long. The record is from the annotation of a GenBank genome assembly. Lineage: Eukaryota; Ciliophora; Spirotrichea; Sporadotrichida; Oxytrichidae.